AUGGUUUUUACUGUAUAUUUUAAUAUUCCACUAACCCUUAUUUGCUUACUAUCGCUGAUCGAUGCAAGAAAACAUCGCAGGCCGAAUGAGAUCGGUGUCGUCAACCUUCUCGACCGGAAUAUCAAACUCCACUGCCAGUCUAUGAAAACAGAUAUGCACGACAGAUUUCUGAAUGUCCACGAGCGCUUCAGCUUCAAGUUUUAUGAUAUUGAUCGAGGUGAUAUGCAUUUUUGGUGCGAUGUCUAUGCCCUUGGUGGGCUAGACAAGACUUUUGAUGCUUUUGGCGGUUUUGCGCCGCUCAGGACCAAUUUGACUUGGUUUAUCCGAGUGAAUGGAGUCCAACUCGAUUCCCCGGAAGCCAUUUCCUUCCCCUGGAGGGAUUCGUCAGCCCUUCUAGCCUCGAUCCCGAGGACCAUCGCUUCCGGCUUUACGCGUCGACCUGGCCUUUUGAAAACUGGA
Messenger RNA from Mesorhabditis spiculigera, 459 nucleotides. NCBI's taxonomy places the organism in Eukaryota, Metazoa, Nematoda, Chromadorea, Rhabditida, Rhabditidae. The record is from the annotation of a GenBank genome assembly.